This is a messenger RNA of Pseudozyma flocculosa PF-1, 3225 nucleotides long. RefSeq lists its product as uncharacterized. The coding region runs from base 1 to 3225 and encodes 1074 amino acids. NCBI's taxonomy places the organism in Eukaryota, Fungi, Basidiomycota, Ustilaginomycetes, Ustilaginales, Ustilaginaceae. Gene Ontology annotation, biological process: regulation of DNA-templated transcription. The record is from RefSeq and is a predicted model, not a curated record. Gene Ontology annotation, molecular function: DNA-binding transcription factor activity, RNA polymerase II-specific; zinc ion binding. The transcript has a single exon.
AUGUCAACCACGGCGGCCGCACCACCCUCGCCCCUCGCCACCAACCCCUUGACCCACAGAGCUCCACCUCCCUCCCCACCACCACCCCAACACCAUCAUCACCACCAGCACCACCAUCACCCGCAUCUGCCUCGCCACCACCACUACGACAUCCUCGGGCCCCUCGUCGAGCCACCACGCUCUCCGCUUCGCAGACCCCGCAACGACCACGACCAUGACCGCAACGCCGACGCCCCCUCACCCUACACGACACCAGCCACGCCCGCCGCAGACAAUGCCAACCACCCCGCCACCACCACAGCCACCACCACCUCCGCUCCCCACCCCCACCCUCACCCCCACGCAACGCAUUCGCUCCCUCGCAAGCGCCGCCGCAAGGCAAUCUCAUGCCUAGAGUGCCGCAGGAGGAAAAAGCACUGCGACGGCAUCGUCCCCGGCUGCAGCGAGUGCAGAAAGCGCGGCGUCGUAGACACUCUCUGCCGAUGGGGCGACGCCCGCGACGACCUACACCCAGCCUCUAACUCGGCCUCUCCCAACCACCUCGGCAACCCUCCCUCGUCGCUGCCACUCCUCGCCAACGCCGCGGUACGCGCCGCGGCGCCCUCGCCCUCUGCCCAAAGUCGCUCGCUGGCCGCUCAGCCUUCGACCUCGGCAGCUGCCAGGACGCCCAACGCAUCAUCCCUAUCGGGCUCGCUACCGCCCUCGCCUCCGCUCGACCAAGAUGCAUCCUUGGCCACCGCCGGGCCUUCGUCGCGCCCACACACCGCUCAUCCUGCCAUCCCGCCCCGACCCCAAAUCCAUACGGCGAUAGAUGAUGCGUCACAGCAACGGCAACCACUCGAUCCACUGCCAAGCCGCCGCACGGCUCCCCGGCCCUCGCAGCGAGCGUCAAACGGGUACCACCACGAAGACCAGCUUGUCGAGGCGCUCGCCUCUGUAGACUCUGCCGCCGUCCACACCUCAGCCUCCCAACCUCGAGCAAGCGCCGCAGCCGUCGUAGCGUCCGCCGCCCCUCUCUUCCCGCUGCCCAGCAAGGAGGUUGCGGCCGACCUCCUCUGCCUUUACUCGCGCCAGCUCGACGUCUUCUUUCUCUGGCCGCCCAGCCAGUUUAGCUCAAUCUUCAAGGUGUUUCACACCUUCUACCGCCCCGACGACCUGGCUUCGAUGCAGCAACAACCAGACUACCUCGCCCUGUUCGUCAGCAUGCUCUGCCUCUCGAUCGAUCUGGCCCCGCCCACCUACGCGCUCACCAACACGUCCAUCACCCGCAUCAAGGACCGACACCGCCUCAUCCAAGGCUGGCAUGCCAUCUUCCUCGAUGCCAUUGAGCGCUGCGACAUGCUCCACUCGCCCACCCUGCCCGCCGUCCAGGCGCUCUGCAUCUUCCAGGCGCACUUUGCCGCCAAGCCCUUCAACGAGGAGUCGCUUCGCCUGUUCGAUGUCCUGGUGCGAGCGGCAAGGGCCAUGGGCAUAGACCGCCUCGGUACCCACGGACGCGACGUCGAGCUCUGGCGUCGGCAGGACGCUGCGCAGCCGCGGCAAGCGCAGCCGCAGCAGCAAGGCAGGCGUAGCGUCAACGAUGGCGAAGGCCGCGCCGCCCGGCACGCCGCCGUUCGGCGACCCACGGAGCUGCGCGCCUCGAUCCACAGCUACCACUCGAGCGUCUGCAGCUGGGCCGUCGAGACGUUCACCUCGCGCAACGUGGCCGCACGCAACGCCGGUCGGGCCAUCUGGACAGUGAUCUUGGCGUGCGACUGGGCCCGCACCCGCUUCAUCGGAUACUACCUCAUCUGGCCCAACUCGUUCAGCACCGGUUACGACUACGACCCUCGAACUCUGCAGUUCUGCCGCGGAGACGAGCCGGAGCAGGAGCGGUGCGACAACUUUGGCGCGUUUGUCGCCGCCGUCUCCGACAUUGGACGCCGGCACUUUGAUCUCAUCACCGAGGCUGCCCUCACUGACUCCGAGGUCGACUACGGCGCCAUCCUCGCCCUCGACGACGAGCUGCAGCGCUUCCUCGACAGCCGGCCGCCAUGGCUGAGGUUCGAGGACAAGAAGGACGAGACGAUCCGUCGCAUCCAGCAGCAAGCCAUCGCAGAUCACCUCGACGGCGGCACCGGCGGCGUCAGCCAGGGUCGAGGUCGGGUCGAGGUCAGUGACAAAGGCAACGACGGCAGCGGCAGCGGCAGCGGCAGCGGCAACGGCGCCACCGGGUCGCCACCUGCCUCGAUGCCGGGCAAGGCCAGGGACACGGUGCAGAUCAUCAUCAUCAUCACCACCAUCUUCCACCGCAUCAUGGCGCUGCACCGCCCCUUCUUGGUGCUCGGCUACCGCCAUCCGGAGCGGUACGGCCGCAGCGUCGAGCGAUGCCUCGCGAGCGCCAAGCACUUUGUCAAGGCCUGCAUGCGCUGCUCGGAAAAGGGCCUGCUGUUCGUGCAGCUGGCCCACAUCCACCAGCGCAUGUUCCAGGUGGCGCUGGUGCUCGUCACCCAUCUCCUCUUCCGCUCGACAUCGUCGUCCUCGUCGCACGCAACGCCCUCGCCACCCCUCCUCUCGACCAUGUCGCUAUCGGCGUCGCCAUCCACGCAGGAGCCCCGACUCGACCACGCAGCCUCGAGCACCGAGGAGAUGCACGCCAAGAUCCAGCGAGAGGAGCUCAAGGUCCACGAAUACAUCUACUACUGCAUCACAAGCCUCGAGAAGCUGGACCGCAACAGCGUCCGCAGCGGACGGCUGGAGCAGCUGCUGGCCGCAUGCGCGACGAUCCGGAUGCGGCGCAGGCAGAUGGACGAGGUGCGCGAGGAGAGGAGGUCGCGCCACAUCGACGGGCAGAACGCCGUCGGCCGCGACAGUGGCGCACAAGGGCCCGGCGUCGGCUCGAAGGACCCAGCAGCGUCUCAGCAGCACGGCGGCCGAGGCGACCCCAUCCCUGGCUCGAGCGACCACGCCUCCGCCUCGUCUCCCCGGCGAAAGGACGGCGCCGCAGCCGGAGUCCCAUCUUCGUCCUCGACGGGUCCCGACUCGCCAGACCAGCUCUUCGACCCGGUGCUGCUCCGCCAGCUCGACGCCUCGCUCCUCAAGCUAACCGAGAUGGGCACACACAGCUCGUCUUCGACCGACCAGCUCGGCUUUGGCGCCGACGGCUCCGAGACCGACCUCGAUGGUGUCUGGAACGAUAUCUUUUCCGCGCUGGGUUGCGAGGCGCCACCGGUCAGCGGCGUCUGA